Messenger RNA from Periconia digitata, 1000 nucleotides. The record is from the annotation of a GenBank genome assembly. NCBI's taxonomy places the organism in Eukaryota, Fungi, Ascomycota, Dothideomycetes, Pleosporales, Periconiaceae.
GUAGCACCAUUCUACUCUCGCCAAUAGCGUGCAUCGAACACUUGCCGCAAUAUAGAUGAAGGCAACUUCCUAGCUUGGAGAUCGCCUCGCCAACUCGAACAUGUGUCCUCGUAGUCUCAUGAAUAUAUGCAAAUGUACACGCACAACCUUUAGCCCAUCACAUCAAAACCCGCUGGCUUACCCUAUCUGCUCCGUUGCCCUGAAUGCGACCCGCAAGAUAGAACUACAUUCCUCUUGCCCAUCACAGUUAGCGAUCCCCGCACGGCAGACGGCAGAAGUCGAUAAACGCCACUCAUCCCAGCAGCGCAUCAUCAAUUCAUUCUGUAUCUACAUGUUUCACGGUUUCAAAGCCCUACGCUUGAGAUAACAUCACACCUCAACAUUCGCAACAUCCAUCUACGCACAUACGAAACACCAAAUGAACAGUCGAGCAGUUCAGAUCGGCGCUUCCGCGAUUGCAAUCUUGGGCACGUUAUACUUGUUUCGCUACUCGUCAUCGUCAAACAACUUCACUAUGUCAAAGCCAGAAGGUACAGAUGUGCCGGGGCUAGAGUGGAAACUGAGCCAGAUUUCACGGAAUCCACCGUCUCUUCUAGUUACUUUAAAGAACAACAGCCCGUCACCGUACACAAUUUUGAAAUGGGGUACGCCGCUCGACGCCCAAGCAUCAAACACUGGAGUAUUCAAAGUCGUCAAUGCAGACACGGGUGACAACAUUCCAACCGAAUUCAUCAAGGUCAACCGCAUGAUGCCGCCACCCCGAGAGGACCUGGUCACCAUUGCUCCGGGAACCGAGGAAGCGACAGAGGUUGUGUUCAACAGUCCCUGGAUGCCAGAAAAAAAACCUGCCAAGUACAUGGUCAGGGCUGAAGGCGCAUUUACUGGUAUUUGGGGUGUAUACGGUGAUGCUGUCAAGGACAGUGACGUGGAGUUGUACGUUGACUCUCCGUUUAAUGGACGAACGUUCGUGAGCAACGAAGUCGAGAUGUAUGUGGAUUGA